Messenger RNA from Rhagoletis zephyria (snowberry fruit fly), 476 nucleotides. The record is from RefSeq and is a predicted model, not a curated record. Lineage: Eukaryota; Metazoa; Arthropoda; Insecta; Diptera; Tephritidae.
AAACCUGCACAACGGCACCAUGCAAGGCACUCGCCGACACCCUGCAGCACCGAUCAAUGAACACAUCGGUGAAGCCAUGUGACGACUUCUACGAGUACGUUUGCGGAAACUACCCCAAGUUCAACCCGAUAAACCCCACCUACGAGUGGUCAGGCUCCUUUCUCAGCCGCCAGCUGCUGGUGCUUGAGGAGAUCAAUGAGGCGUUCAAAAAUGCCCUCAACUCCUCAUCGAAGGCGAUUAAGUACGUCGCUGAGUUGUACAGCGAGUGCCGGGACACUGACGCCUGGGAGCGACGGGGCACGGCGCCGCUGGUUCAGUUGGUGGAGGCAACCGUCGGUGGCUGGCCGAUGUUGGGCAAGAAGAAUGCAACUGCCAGUCAGCCAAAAAGAACCUGGCAGGACAUCUUUGUUGAUGUAUUUUCCAAAGCAGGUCUGAGCUACAUCUUUGACAUUCGAGAUUCUCUUGGCAUACUACGG